Molecule: messenger RNA, 360 nt
Organism: Aspergillus pseudoviridinutans
Lineage: Eukaryota; Fungi; Ascomycota; Eurotiomycetes; Eurotiales; Aspergillaceae
Product: cyclin-dependent protein kinase regulatory subunit CKS1
Exons: 1
Coding region: 1-360 (119 amino acids)
Biological process (GO): regulation of mitotic cell cycle
Cellular component (GO): SCF ubiquitin ligase complex; cyclin-dependent protein kinase holoenzyme complex
Molecular function (GO): histone binding; protein kinase binding; ubiquitin binding
Source: RefSeq, a predicted model, not a curated record
AUGGAUAUCGAUUUAAGCAGGAGGAAUAAAAAGCCCCGCCUUCUGUUGGAAUCCGAAAGAGAGCGGCUCGAGGAAUUCAUUGACUCCAUACACUACUCAGCGAGGUACGAGCAUCUGACCCACGUACACAAGGGCCGAAUUGACAGGCACAGGUAUUCUGACGACCAGUUUGAGUACCGACAUGUUCAGCUCCCCAAAAACAUGCUGAAGAAGAUUCCCGCCGACUAUUUCGAUAGCUCAAAAGGAACGCUGAAAUUGCUAUGGGAGGAAGAAUGGAGGGCACUCGGUAUCACUCAGGUACUACGAAGUGCACCGCGAAACUCGCGUUCUGCCUCACUGCGGCUAAUCCUAUUUGUCUAG